UCUCGGACGUUAAAUCACGAUUCCCAUCAGGCUGUGUUUCUGACAUUUCUUUCUCCUCGUUUCCAGCAACUGCUGGAUGAUUACCCCAAGUGUUUCAUCGUGGAAGCAGACAAUGUCGGCUCCAAGCAGAUGCAGACCAUCCGUCUGUCCCUGCGGGGCAAGGCCGUCGUGCUCAUGGGCAAAAACACCAUGAUGAGGAAGGCCAUCCGUGGCCAUCUGGAAAACAACCCGUCUCUGGAGAGGCUGCUUCCCCACAUCCGUGGGAACGUCGGCUUCGUCUUCACCAAGGAGGAUCUGACUGAGGUCAGGGACCUGCUGCUGGCAAAUAAAGUGCCCGCUGCUGCCCGUGCCGGUGCCAUCGCCCCGUGUGAGGUGACCGUCCCUGCUCAGAACACCGGGCUCGGUCCUGAGAAGACCUCCUUCUUCCAGGCUUUGGGAAUCACCACCAAGAUCUCCAGAGGAACCAUUGAAAUCUUGGGUGUGAGGAACAUCGCCAGUGUGUGUCUGCAGAUCGGCUACCCGACGCUCGCCUCCAUCCCUCACUCCAUCAUCAAUGGAUACAAGAGGGUCCUGGCUGUCGCCGUGGAAACCGACUACUCCUUCCCCUUGGCUGAGAAGGUCAAGGCCUACCUGGCUGAUCCCAGCGCUUUCGCUGUUGCAGCUCCAGCUGCUUCGGCUGUGGAGGAGAAAUCUGCAGCUCCUGCGGCCAAAGAGGAGGCACCCAAGGAGGAGUCCGAGGAGUCUGAAGGAGACAUGGGCUUUGGCCUGUUUGAUUAAACUGCUCGAUCAAUUUCAGUUUAACAUCAAUAAAACAUGUGGAAACAUCA
This is a messenger RNA of Sinocyclocheilus grahami, 827 nucleotides long. RefSeq names its product 60S acidic ribosomal protein P0-like. The record is from RefSeq and is a predicted model, not a curated record. The annotation marks the transcript as partial. Gene Ontology annotation, molecular function: structural constituent of ribosome; large ribosomal subunit rRNA binding. Lineage: Eukaryota; Metazoa; Chordata; Actinopteri; Cypriniformes; Cyprinidae. Gene Ontology annotation, cellular component: cytosolic large ribosomal subunit. The transcript is spliced from 5 exons. Gene Ontology annotation, biological process: cytoplasmic translation; ribosomal large subunit assembly.